AUGUCUGUUGUCUUGAGAAACAUUCCCCCUCACUGUCAGGAAGAUGAUCUUCGCCGAGCACUGCUUAUCUACGGCACCGCAGUAAACGCUGCGAUUAUUCCUCAUAUGCGUCAAGCAACUGUAACGAUGCGUACACCGCAAGAGGCCCGCUUCCUUCUUCACCAGGGAAGUAUUGAUCUCUUUGGACAGUCUGUGACCGUGGAACCCGCAUCCUACGCUGGAGGUGGUAGUGCGCCGGCGUUGAUGCCCCCACAUCUUGGUGGGGCCCGCAUUAAUGUUGUGGUGGAGAAGUGUACAUAUCCAGUGACUAAGGAUUUACUCUCACAAGUUUUUGGCAUGGUGGCACCACCCGCAAAUGUGGUUUGUGGCCCUUCAGGUACGACUACAACUGGGUGGGUUGAGUAUGCAGAUAUUUCUACGGCUCGACGUGUACUGCAGCAACUUAAUAAAAAUCCUAUUUACCCUGAUUGCUGCUUUAUGACUUUGACACUUGAUCAAAGUGGUGUCGCUCCCUCUAACAUGGGUAACUACGUUCCAAAUUCCAUGCCUUAUGCACAUCAACAACAACACCAACACCAACAACAACAUCCAAUGCAACCAAUGCAUUCUAUGCCAUUCGCUCAUGCAAACUACGGUGCAAUGCCUGGUAAUAUGAUGCAACGCGGUGGAAUGGGAGGACGUGGACGUGGACGUGGGGUUGCGAUGGGUCGCUACGGUAAUCCAUACGCCCCAGCAGGAGCGGGAGCAGCAGCAGUUGCAGCAGCAGCAGCAGGUCCGGCAGCACACGCUUCAUAUGGAGCUGGUUCAUACGGUGUUCCUACAACUGAUGCUGUGGUUAUUGUCAGUAACGUACCAGAGACAGUCGCCCUGCAUGACCUGUGGGUACUUCUUGAGGUCUAUGGUAAUGUGAACUCUCUCAAGAGACAGUUCAGUUCAAAGACAACAGUAGUUGCCCAUUUUCAAAAUGUUCAUGAUGCUCGUCUCGCUGUACAGCAUCUACAAGGUUGUCCAUUCCACGGUGCUACACUUUCUUUGAAACAUUUUGCUGGAUAUGUGGAGCGGGGUGGAAGGACAGAGUGGAACAGUGGUCCUGCAACAGAUCCUGCAACUCAUGCGGUUCUUUUUUCAAGUGGAUAUCAUCACCGAACAAAACCCACUGCCGCAUUUAAUCCAACAGGACGUGUUCGACCUGGCAAGAAUCUUUUUAUUUCUAAUCUUACUGAAGCAAUUACGGAUGAUGAUAUAAAGGAAGUAUUUUCCAAAGCAGGCUUUGAGCUAGAAGGGUAUUUUCGCAAGAGCCCAUCUGUUGCUAUUGUUAGCUUGAACGAUAUAGAAACGGCUGUACAUGCUCUUAUUGCGGUGCACUCUCAGCAACUGAAGGAGCGAUUUUUGCGGGUGACAUUUUCUCAUUUCCCUCCAGGUCCCCGUAGUAACGGUGAGGAAGAGAAUGAGACUGCACCACAGGAACCUAAGGAGGAGAGUGUUGUGGAGGAGGCAAACGAGGAGAAGGAGUGA
Trypanosoma theileri is the source of this 1515-nucleotide messenger RNA. Its product is annotated as polypyrimidine binding protein. Gene Ontology annotation, molecular function: mRNA binding. NCBI's taxonomy places the organism in Eukaryota, Euglenozoa, Kinetoplastea, Trypanosomatida, Trypanosomatidae. Bases 1 to 1515 code for a protein of 504 amino acids. The record is from RefSeq and is a predicted model, not a curated record. Gene Ontology annotation, biological process: regulation of RNA splicing. The transcript has a single exon. Gene Ontology annotation, cellular component: nucleus.